Molecule: messenger RNA, 5723 nt
Organism: Alligator mississippiensis (American alligator)
Lineage: Eukaryota; Metazoa; Chordata; Crocodylia; Alligatoridae
Gene: ZFP91
Product: ZFP91 zinc finger protein, atypical E3 ubiquitin ligase
Exons: 11
Coding region: 16-1698 (560 amino acids)
Biological process (GO): regulation of transcription by RNA polymerase II
Cellular component (GO): nucleus
Molecular function (GO): transcription coregulator activity
Source: RefSeq, a predicted model, not a curated record
UGCGCUGCCGGCCCGAUGCCGGGGGGGAGCGAGCAGGCGGGCGGCGCUGAGGAGCAGCCGCCGCCGCCAUCGCCGCGGGGGGAGGGACCGCGCGAGAGGGUGCCCGCCGGCCGCCGCCGCCCCCAGCCCGCAGCCGCCGCCGAACAGGGGGAGGAGUCCGGGGGCAGCCGGGUGCUGAGGGGUGGGCGGGAGCGGGGCCGGGCCGCCGCCGCGGGAGGAGCUGCUGCGUCCCGCCGCCGCAAGGCCGAGUAUCCCCGCCGCCGCCGGAGCAGCCCCGGCGCCCGCGCGCCCCACGACCCACCCGCCGAGCCGCCCGCUGCAGCCGCCGGCAAGAAGGGGACCCCGCGAGCCGCAUAUGUGGAUAAAGCAGCUGGUAAAGAUCCCAAAGAAGAAAAGGAAGAGGAGGAGGUUUCCAGCACCCCCAGCCAUGAGUCUCCUGUCAGCACAGCCCGGCCCAGCCGGGGCUGGCGUAGCAGCAGGGCAGCUGCUGCUGCUCGCCAACGUGACACAGAAAAUUCACGUAGCUCCAGAUCCAAGACUGGAUCCUUGCAGCUCAUCUGCAAGUCUGAACCAAACACAGACCAACUUGAAUAUGAGGUCACAGAAAAACAUCAGUCUCCAACUGGAAUCAGUGAUGAAGAGGAGAUGCUCAUCAGUGAAGAAGAGGUUCCCUUCAAAGAUGAUCCAAGAGAUGAAACCUACAAGCCUCACUUAGAAAAGGAAGGCCCAAAACAAAGGAAAAAAUCCGGGAAGGGGAAAGAGGAAAAAGAGAAACAGAAAGAGAUUAAGGUGGAGGUGAAAGAAGAAAGUGAGUUUCGGGAAGAUGAGGAGCCACCCAGGAAGAGGGGAAGGAGGAGAAAAGAUGACAAGAGCCCUCGGCUGCCUAAAAGGAGGAAGAAGCCUCCGAUACAGUAUGUACGCUGUGAGAUGGAAGGCUGUGGCACAGUUCUUGCUCAUCCUCGUUACCUGCAGCACCACAUAAAAUACCAGCAUUUGUUGAAGAAGAAGUAUGUGUGUCCCCACCCCACCUGUGGCCGUCUCUUCCGACUCCAGAAGCAGCUGCUGCGGCAUGCCAAGCACCACACAGAUCAAAGGGACUAUAUCUGUGAAUACUGUGCCCGUGCAUUUAAGAGUUCCCACAACUUGGCAGUGCACCGGAUGAUCCAUACAGGCGAGAAGCCCUUACAGUGUGAGAUCUGUGGAUUCACUUGCCGACAGAAGGCUUCCCUGAACUGGCACAUGAAAAAACAUGAUGCAGACUCCUUCUACCAGUUCUCCUGCAACAUUUGCGGCAAGAAAUUUGAGAAGAAGGACAGCGUUGUGGCACAUAAGGCCAAGAGCCACCCAGAGGUGCUUAUUGCUGAAGCACUAGCUGCCAAUGCAGGUGCCCUUAUCACCAGCACCGACAUCUUGGGCACUAAUCCUGAGACCAUAACACCACCCACUGACAGCCAGGGCCUUCCCCUUCUUCCUGACCCCUUGGGGAGCACUGCCCCUGGCGAAUGCCUGCUGCUGAACCCUGAUGGGAUGCAGAAGGCAUACUGCAGUGGGCCUGAGCGUGUGAGUCUGAUGGCUGAUGGCAAAAUCUUUGUUGGCAGCGGCAGUAGUGGAAAUACAGAAGGGCUAGUCAUGAACACAGAGAUCCUUGGAGCUACUACAGAGGUUCUGAUUGAAGAUUCUGACUCUGCUGGACCUUAGCGGGUGGGAAAUGCACGGGUGUUUGGACAGCUCUGACUUUGUGUUUAAAAUUAAAAAUGAGGAACUUACUGAAAAAGAGAGAAGUUAAACAAAUUUAAAAUACUAGUAAAUAACCGAAGGGCCUGCUCCCCUCCAGUGUGGAUCACAGCACAUCCCUCUUCCCCAACCACUUCUCUCCUGUUGUCCCUGUUCAAAAAGGGAUGGAUGCUGCCAUUACUAAAGCAAGUUGGACAGAGCAAAAGGAAUUCUCCAAUUGAGUGAAAGCAGCCAAAGCCCCUUGCUGUCACCCAAAGCAGAUGCUUUUCCUGCUCCUUGACAAAUCCCCAUUUACAAACUUGAAGGCACUUGCGCUCUGGACCAGCUUCUUGUACCCUCUUCCCCAACAGUCCCGACUUCUAUGCAUUGCUGCAUUCUGGUCCUUGCAGUCUCAUUGUUCCUUGUGGGGCUGGGGUUUGGCUUGGCACUUUAGGGCCUCUCAGCAGGGCGAGCUGUAAAACAGCACAUCCCGUCCUGUCCUGUCCCGUCCCAUUCCAUCCUGUUUUCCUCCCCACCCCCAGCACACCUCUACUCUGUCUCUGACGGGAAGUGUAGGGAACAGCUGGCUCUCCUGUGCUCACUUGCUGAGGCAUGGGGGCUGCUUUCAAUGCACUCACUUUGGCUGUGGGAGACCUGUGUUGGGGAGGCAGAGAGAACUGAGUCCCCAGUCUAUGACAGUAAUUUGCACUUUGAAUGUGUUUCGUUUUUGUGUUAUGGUAACAAGAUUCCUUAUUUAUUUAAAGGGGUUGGUAUUUUUAGUUACAUUUUUGGGAGUAGUGAGUCAGGCUAUUCCAAGAUGGGCUUCUUGGUAGCAAAAGUUGCAGGAAGUAUGUUGUGCUGUAACUGCAGCCAGAUGGAUUGGAGUUACUGCUAAGGGAAUCAGAAUGAGGGAAGCAGAGUAGCAAUUUGUAACCUUUCUAAGCGGGGGCGGGGGGGGGGUUGGAAUGACACCCAUUUGCAUUAUGAAUUUUUUUUGAGGUUUUUAGGCAUUUUGGAAAGGGAUGAGUAGCCAGAAACAGUCAACCUAUGUUGUGGUCUCAUUGCCCAGUGUAUGGCAAUUUUUUUUUUGUUUUAAUCUUUUUUUUUAAUCUUUUUUUCUUUUUGUUGAGUCAUUGCCCAGCAGUGGAGGGAUUAGUACUGUUAGUCAAGGAACUUGUUUGUUCUCUUGUCUUGUGACAGUUGUGUAACUGUUAAUUGGUUAAUUGGUUAAAUGGUUAAUUGGUAUUCUGCUUCUUUUCUGAGACAAAGAUACAGGGGGAGAGAGCGGAAAUGGUUGUCUUACACUUGGGUCACCUGGAAAAACAGACGGGCAUUUGGUUGUAGAAAUUCCAACUUUUCUGCCUGCGCACACGCCCCCGCAAGGGACAGUGUGAUGAAAGUUUCCCCAGUGUAUCCCUACUUUUCUUACUUGGAUGCAAACAUCCCUUGUUUCUAUGAAACAUGGUGGUUCAGAUAUUGCCUGAGAGUGGUGGGCCUAGCUUACUAGUUAUGACAGCUAUUGUCCCUCAGAUGAUAAACUUCUGGACGUGAUAUGUCUCAAGUUUUGAGACUCGGACCUUUGCUCUGCCCCUUGUGUGGUGACCCAGUGACCUUGAGUUUGACUUUUUUUUUUUUUUUUGGCAGAGGUGAAAGAUAAUCUGUUCUUUGUCAUGUCCAUAUGGCAGGGAACUGGGUUAAAGAUACCCUGUUGAACCGUGUUGUCAGCUAAACUGGUUUCUUACAUUUAGAGCUGUUGAGGAAAAAGGAUAUUUUGCUGUAGAAAAUGGUGACAAAAAUUAGAACUUUAUUUGCCAUGGAAAUUUUUUGCAGCAAAUGUUGACUUUUGUUAAAAAAUGAAAUUUUGGGGAUUUUUCUCCAGUUUUUUAAAAGUGUGCUUUGGGUCAGAUCAAACCACAUUUGAAUUAUUCUUGUUUCAGGAUGACAAUAACUUUUUUUCCUGUACCUUGCCGUGGUAUCUCAAGACCCAUUCUCACCCCAGCCUAGGCUUACUGGCCUAACAUCUCCCCUUGAAGUUUCAUGGUCUUCACUCUAGCAGAACUAUGGUGCAUUGCACAGGUCAUGUGACUUUUGCUCUGUAGGAGAUGCAGUCUAUUCAGGGAGCCAGACCCAUAGAAGAGAAUGGUAGCGUGAGAUGAUACCUAAGCUACAAUUUUCCUCAGACAGCACUGUGGCUUCAGAGUGUGGGGUGCAAUGUUAAACUCAAACAAAACUGACUGUUUUGAUUCAAGCAUGUCAAAAUGAUUUAUUUCAAUAAAAAAUGUCAAAAUAAAGUUUUGACAUUUUCUGGGCAGCCACAUUUUCCCCCACUAAGUAGAUGCUUCAUGAAAUAAAGAAAACUUGUUCAAAAUCAUUUUUGUUGGAAAAUGUAACCUCCCCUAGAUGUGUGGUUUUUCUGGCCAGGGCAGCUGGGUGACAGCCAGCUCUUGUUAGACAAGUGGUUGAAAAAGUCCUCUAGUCUAGGGCCUAGAAUAGUCGUGAAAUGCUGUUGUGAUCCAGGCUGACCUUGUCUGUGUUGACCAGCCAGACUGCUGCAGGCUAGUUCUGCUGGAGCAGUCUCUAAAUACUGCUUCUUCGCUUGGUUUGAACUCCAGCAGGGACAGGCCUUAUGUGGAACACUAAAAGGAGAGCCUAGCCUUAGUAUCCUUUCAUUUCUCAGGAUAGCACUAAAACCCUGUCCUUGGUAGAAAGCUUGUUCAUCAGCAGUGCUGUGAAACUUGUCAGCUUACAAUAGAGACUCUGAGGUGAGGAAAGUUGCCCUGUUACUUGUCUGCCCAGGCCGUACCCAUUGUGUGAGGAAUAGGACGUAGGCUAUUAAGUUUCCCUAGCAACAGGGAAGAUUAUCACAUUUCCUGGAUACAGAAAUGAGCACUUAUCCAGUUUACAAAUCCUUCUUACCCCACACUUCUGAUCCUGGCCAUCUUUUGUAAUCCUCUCAUAGAUGAUUCUGUUUUAACCUUCCGUUCAUUUUCACUUGGUCCCAGCAAGUCUGUCUGUCCUUCACCACAGCCUGCUAACCUCAAGGCAAGAGAUUAACAAAAAACAAACAAACAACAUUUAAAACUGACACUUAACACCUCCCUGCUGCUUCUCCCCUUCACUCGCAUGCAGUUUGCUUCAAUAAAUUAUUGUAGUAGUUUGCAAUAAGCCUUUUUUUUUUUUUUUUUUUUUUGUAUUUUUCCCCGUAUUUAUAAUUUUUUUUUAUCUCUUGGGGAGGGAGCAUGCCGGGUACCUGGGAUUUUUUUCCCUUCCAUUAGAGUCCAUUGCCAUAAACUGGUUUAUAUCUUAGCCUGCUCCAAACACUGCUUCAGACAGUCCUAUAGCCCCAGAUGCUCCUACGUACUCCUCAUAGUUGCAGGCAUAACUUAAGUUGCACCCUUCACAGGCAGGAGUUGCCUAUUCGAGACAUACUUAAUGUUGAUGGUGAGAGAGGCUGGUGGGUCAUGGGGUUGUGUAGAAGUGGUGUGCUUUUUGGGGUGGGGUCUGUCACUGCAGCCACUGCUACUCAGUGAGGAUGAUGCUGUGGCACUGAUGCCUUUCAAAGGAACACGGUGGGAGUCUCAAAGGCAUAAAGUAGCUCCUUGUCUGAGGGGGGCAUGACCUGUACUAGCAUGAAUCCUGCCACCAGGGAGGGGGUUAGGCUUUACACUGCUUAGCAGCACUACCUGAAGUAGCCACCAGGUGGCAACAAAGCUGUGUUGCAUUGGCACACCCUUAAAUGUGGAACAAAAGUGCAGGAGGGGUGAGGCAUAGGCUGACAAGUCUUUGAUUGCUAAAAGUCUUGUUAAGCCUGCCACACGGUGUUCUCCACCUGAGGGGUGGAGAUGGGGAGCCCAGGUAGCUACUUAACCCAAGUUGGGGAAAGGGUAAUGUAAAAUAAUAAUAAAGGGAUACUCUUCUUUUCAGCUCCUGUUUUCUCUUAAUCUGGGUAAUAAUACAUAACCAAAAUAAAUGUAUAAAGGAAAAAAACAAUAAAAGUUGUUUUGUCUUGA